AUGGUCAGGAUGCGGAUCCCCAUCCGCGAGCAAUUGGGAUGUCUCGUGCUCCUGGCUUCUCUGAUCGGGCUGGCUGUCAUAGCAAUUGCAACAUGGAUCACGAACCACAACUUCGUGCUCGGCAUACGGUCUACCCGCCUCACCCUGACCGCGUCUCUGAAGGCGGCGCAACUGGGCUCCAAUCUGCUGGUUAUGAGAACCAGCGUCCGGCAGACGGCCUCGCGCCUUGCCGUCCAGAGCGCUCUGCAACGCUACUAUCGAGACAACAACAAUUCGGAUGCAAAUUGGUCGCGCACUGCGGAUGACUUCGACGCCGUUUUCUCUGGUGAUCAAGCGAGUCGCUUACCUAUUCAGGCUAGAGUGUACCCAUACAACACUUCGGACUUCGCUCUCUUCAGCCGGACGAAAGAUACCCUCCAGGGAAUGGAGCUGCCUUAUCUCACGCCCGAUGGCAAGAACGCUACCUUUGGAAACCUGCAAUAUGGCUAUCCCGAGGAGCUGUAUCCGAAGUUUACGCCCGUCCCAUUUCCCAUCAACGCUACCUACAACCAGACUUUCGCUGCCUAUAAUGGGAGACCGAUUGAUCGUGACAGCUUUAUCCUCUCGGGCCCGUACCGAGUCAAUAGCACAUUGAGUCUAGUCUCCAUCACGAUGCCCAUCAUAAACAAUACUUCGAGCAUCGACACGCUCGGUUGGCUGACCACCGUGCUUGACGCCGGUCUUCUCAAAAACGUCGUAGACGCUAUGGAAGGACUGGAUGACACGGGCCUUACAAUGGUAUUUGGACCAGACAAUUCUACGAAUAAAUUUCCCGCCGGAGUCUUGUACAGUUCACCGCACCCCGAUGCUCCGGAAGACGAGUCGGUUCGUUUCGUGCUUCCCCCGACAAACAGGUCGGUUGCUGUCAGACACGGGGCCUACGACACGUCGAUAGAUCCACUACCUUUCGACUGGAAGGAGUUUCCCGCAAUCCGGAAAGGAUAUACGGAGCCGACCGAAGCGACUAAUAACGCUGGGAGCCUCAUUUCCACCGAGAACGAGGCGGGGAGCAACGUUGCUGUUGGCUAUGCCCUGGUCAGCAGCGACCUGGUUGACUGGAUGGUUAUUGUCGAACAAACGCAUGGUGAGGUUUGGGCACCAAUAAAUCGCUUGCGGACUGUCAUCGUAGCCUGCGUGUUUGGAACCAUGGGCGCCAUGUUGAUCCUCGCCUUCCCCGUGGCACAUUAUUCUAGCCGACCUAUUCGCCGUCUUCGCGACGCCACCAAACGGACUGUUUCGCCCCAACCUUUUGACGACGAUAGCCUCGGCUCGCAAGUAGAUGGCGAUGAUGAGCGGGACGUGCUUGCCCGCAAAGAAGGGUGGUUUGGGCGGGUAAUACACUACCGACGGAAUCAAAAAGCAAGCAGAGCGGAAAGGAGAGACGCAGAGAGGAGACGCCAGUUCCGCAUUCCAUCAAAAGUCAAAGACCGGAAACAUUUCAUCCACGACGAGCUCACUGACCUAACUAAGACGUUCAAUGAGAUGACAGAUGAGCUCAUGAUGCAAUACGAGAAGCUAGAAGAGAGAGUCCAGCAGAGGACUGCCGAGCUAGAGCAAAGCAAGAAGGCAGCUGAGGCGGCAAACGAAAGCAAAACGCUGUUUAUCGCCAAUAUCUCGCACGAGCUCAAGACUCCACUCAACGGAAUUCUAGGCAUGUGCGCUGUCUGCAUGUCGGAGGACGACCCUGUCAAGCUGAGGCGAUCUCUUGGCAUCAUUUACAAGAGCGGCGAUCUCCUCCUCAAUCUUUUGACAGAUCUGCUAACAUUCAGCAAAAAUCAAGUUGGACAGCAUCUGAGCCUAGACGAGAAAGAAUUCAGGCUAAGAGACAUCAGCUCCCAAGUCUUGGCUAUCUUCGACAAGCAAGCGAAGGAGACGGGCAUCAAUCUAUGCAUGAAAUUUGAAGGUCCUUACGAGGCAAACUUGGACGACAACGGACGACAAAACGACCUUGGCGAUCUUGGACCCUUUGGACUUGGUCGUGUCAAGGACAUGAUCUUGUACGGCGACCAGCACAGAAUUCUCCAGGUGGUGAUCAAUCUUGUUUCCAACAGCCUCAAAUUUACGCCUCACGGAGGAUCCGUUACGAUUACGAUCCGAUGCAUUGGGGAAGCCUCGGUGACAGACAGCAGGAAGGCGUCAUUGCAGUCGAGGAACAGCUCAAUGCGGGGCUCGAAGAACCGAGUUCGUGCAACCAGUUCGGAGGUCGGGUCAGUUUCCAUUACCAGUCCCGAUCAAUACGGAACGGCCAACGUUAUCAAUGCUCUGGAUAAGCCAACCGCCUAUUCUCAUAUGAUGAUACAGGAGCGGGCGGCAACACCACCACCCGGGCGGUGGUUAUCUUUCGAGUUUGAGGUCGAGGAUUCCGGUCCUGGUAUCCCAGAAAGCCUCCAAGGCAAGAUCUUUGAGCCCUUUGUCCAGGGCGACCUUGGUCUGAGCAAGAAGUACGGAGGAACUGGUCUGGGGUUGAGCAUCUGUUCGCAGCUGGCUGGACUGAUGAAGGGUACGAUUCAGCUGAAGAGCGAGCUUGGCCAUGGCAGCGUAUUUACCAUGUCCAUACCUCUGAAGCACCUCACUAGCCGCGCAGACAGUACAGCCAGUUCAAGCAACGUCAAUCUUGCAGAUCCGAACGCACGUCAGAGCAUGGACGAUCCGCGAAAAACCGACGACGCGCUUUCCGGCCGUUCUGUACCCUCAGCGUCGAGCAGUCCCAUACCAGCUGCGGGACCCUCGAGCGGGCCUCCGCCAUUCGAGACCGACUCGAAGCCACGCCUAGUGGGUCUGAGCCAGCCCUUCUUUGCCUCCAAUGUUCCACUAGAAUCACCAAACUCUCAGACAGCGGCGAUGCAGCGAGUAGAAGCCGAAGCAACGAAGCGAGGCGAUAAGGUAAAGGUCCUUGUCGCGGAGGACAACAAGACAAACCAGGAAGUUGUUCUGCGCAUGCUGAAGCUCGAAGAUGUGUACGAUGUCACGGUGGCUAAAGACGGACAGGAGGCAUUGGACAAGGUCAAAGAGAGUAUGGAGCGCCAGACGCCGUACAACUUGAUCUUCAUGGAUGUGCAGAUGCCGAACCUAGAUGGACUUCAGUCUACCCGAUUGAUCCGCCAGUCGGGUUUCUCAGCGCCCAUCGUGGCUCUCACAGCUUAUGCGGAAGAGCAGAAUGUUAGGGAAUGUCUUGAUUCCGGUAUGGAUUUCUUCCUGUCGAAGCCCAUUCGACGCCCUGCACUCAAGCAUGUCCUCAAGACCUAUUGUCCGCCUAUACCCGAAGAAGAACCAGAAGCCACGACUCCGCCGGCUACUGAGCCGUCGUCAUCUAAACCUCCGAACGGGCGUGCUGCACAGCCAUUUCAAUCUAGGCCUAUGGCAAACCCGAACACUGCCAACGCACCUGUCACUAUUGUAGCCACGACGACGGACACAUCGGAAUCACCCGCUAUCUCCCCACUUUCCCAACCGCCUCAGGGGCCAUGA
Molecule: messenger RNA, 3507 nt
Organism: Trematosphaeria pertusa
Lineage: Eukaryota; Fungi; Ascomycota; Dothideomycetes; Pleosporales; Trematosphaeriaceae
Exons: 8
Coding region: 1-3507 (1168 amino acids)
Biological process (GO): protein autophosphorylation; phosphorelay signal transduction system
Molecular function (GO): phosphorelay sensor kinase activity; histidine phosphotransfer kinase activity
Source: RefSeq, a predicted model, not a curated record